AUGGAAGGUCUUUUUUUUAACAUAGAUAACGGGUUUAUCGAAGGUGUUGUUAGAGGAUACAGAAAUGGUCUUUUAACAAGUAAUCAAUAUAUUAAUUUGACACAAUGUGAUACUUUAGAGGAUUUAAAAUUACAAUUAUCAUCUACAGAUUAUGGAAAUUUUCUUUCUUCAGUUUCCACUGAAGCUUUAACUACUUCAAUCAUUCAAGAAACCGCAUCCGAAAAAUUAUAUGAAGAGUUCAAUUUUAUUAGGAAUCAAAGUAGUGGUAAUACCAAAUUAUUUUUAGAUUAUAUCACAUACGGUUAUAUGAUUGAUAAUGUAGCAUUGAUGAUCACCGGUACAAUUCAUGAAAGAGAUAAAGCUGAAAUUUUACAACGUUGUCAUCCAUUAGGUUGGUUUGAUACUUUACCAACUUUAACUGUGGCUACUGAUCUUGAAUCAUUAUAUGAAACUGUCCUUGUGGAUACCCCAUUAGCACCAUAUUUUAGGGAUUGUUUUGAUAAAGCUGAUGAGUUAGAUGAUUUGAAUAUUGAAAUUAUUAGGAAUAAACUUUAUAAGGCAUAUUUACAAGAUUUUCAUCAAUUUGUUACCGAUGUUAUUGAUGAACCAGCAAAGGAAAUCAUGCAAGGACUAUUAGGGUUUGAAGGUGAUAGAAGAAGUAUUAACAUUGCUUUGAAUUCUUUACAAUCAAAUGAUAUCGAUGCUAAUUUGAAGAGAGAACUAUUACCUGAUUUGGGGAAAUUAUACCCAGUUGCAACUGAACAAUUAUCACAUGCUACUGAUUUCGAAGGUGUUAGAAUGGCUUUAGCAAAUGUCCCUGAAUAUCGUGGAAUGUUAGAAUCUGGUAAUUUAGAAGAUCAUUUUUAUAAGUUAGAAAUGGAAUUAUGCAAAGAUGCAUUUACACAACAAUUUGCCAUUAGUACUGUUUGGGCAUGGAUGAAAUCAAAGGAACAAGAAGUUAGAAAUAUUACUUGGAUUGCUGAAUGUAUUGCACAAAACCAAAGAGAGAGAAUAAAUAAUUAUAUCUCUGUUUAUUAG
This is a messenger RNA of Naumovozyma dairenensis CBS 421, 1038 nucleotides long. It is a transcript of the gene VMA6, whose product is annotated as H(+)-transporting V0 sector ATPase subunit d. Lineage: Eukaryota; Fungi; Ascomycota; Saccharomycetes; Saccharomycetales; Saccharomycetaceae. Gene Ontology annotation, biological process: vacuolar acidification; proton transmembrane transport; vacuolar transport. The transcript has a single exon. Gene Ontology annotation, cellular component: vacuolar proton-transporting V-type ATPase complex; proton-transporting V-type ATPase, V0 domain; fungal-type vacuole membrane. The record is from RefSeq and is a predicted model, not a curated record. Gene Ontology annotation, molecular function: proton-transporting ATPase activity, rotational mechanism. Bases 1 to 1038 code for a protein of 345 amino acids.